AUGGCAGCUGUGAGGCUGCGCAAGGCAUUUCGCUAUCCCGAGGAAUCGGAUGAUGAUCGCGAGGAGCUUGAUGAGGAGGAGCAAGACCGCGUGAUCCAGCAGUUGCAGCUCCAGAAUGAGGCGCGGAAUGCGCAGUACAGUCUCGUGUUUACUGCGAUUCCGCUAGUUUCCACUCUGACUUUCUUGCCAUCUCUGUUUACCGCGCGGAGCUUCGGCGAAAGACUACUUUCGCUGCUAGGAAUACUCUCGCUGCUGGCUACGGCUUAUAUGAUGCGAUUAGCUCCCCUGCAACCUGAUCGGAAGGGCAAGAAACCCCUCUUACCAGAAAAUGAACGCUUGGAAGUUAUACGUUCCGCUCUGUUGCCUGUCAACGGUGCAGUAUGUAUUCUGCUCACUAUGAUCUAUCUCCUGUUCUUGCGGGGAGGUUCCUCCUUUAUUAUCAGUCCGGUCCUAUAUUUGAUUCCUGGAGAAGUUCGUUUGGCUGUGCAGAAGAAACUCAAGCUGAUUUCUCGCCCCCUAGUCAUGCUUGCGGUUAUCUUACUUGCAAAGGAUACUAUGCUUUCAGUGGACCUUGCAACUCUCAAGGAUCUUCAAUACGAGUACAAAGGUGCUUAG
This is a messenger RNA of Penicillium manginii, 615 nucleotides long. RefSeq lists its product as uncharacterized. Lineage: Eukaryota; Fungi; Ascomycota; Eurotiomycetes; Eurotiales; Aspergillaceae. The record is from RefSeq and is a predicted model, not a curated record. The coding region runs from base 1 to 615 and encodes 204 amino acids. The transcript has 3 exons.